Mus pahari (shrew mouse) is the source of this 1236-nucleotide messenger RNA. It is a transcript of the gene Pgk1, whose product is annotated as phosphoglycerate kinase 1. Gene Ontology annotation, molecular function: ATP binding; phosphoglycerate kinase activity; ADP binding. Gene Ontology annotation, biological process: glycolytic process; gluconeogenesis. The coding region runs from base 97 to 1236 and encodes 379 amino acids. Lineage: Eukaryota; Metazoa; Chordata; Mammalia; Rodentia; Muridae. Gene Ontology annotation, cellular component: cytosol. The record is from RefSeq and is a predicted model, not a curated record. The transcript has 9 exons.
GCGGCCCGGCGUUCUGCACGCUUCAAAAGCGCACGUCUGCCGCACAGUUCUCCUCUUCCUCAUCUCCCGGCCUCUGGAUCUCACUUUGUUGCCAAAAUGUCGCUUUCCAACAAGCUGACUUUGGACAAGCUGGACGUGAAGGGGAAGCGGGUCGUGAUGAGGGUGGACUUCAACGUUCCUAUGAAGAACAACCAGAUAACAAAUAACCAAAGGAUCAAGGCUGCUGUUCCAAGCAUCAAAUUCUGCUUGGACAAUGGAGCCAAGUCGGUUGUCCUUAUGAGCCACCUGGGCCGGCCUGAUGGUGUGCCCAUGCCUGACAAGUACUCCUUAGAGCCAGUUGCUGCCGAACUCAAAUCUCUGCUGGGCAAGGAUGUUCUGUUCUUGAAGGAUUGUGUGGGCCCAGAAGUUGAGAAUGCCUGUGCCAACCCAGCGGCUGGGGCUGUCAUCCUGCUGGAGAACCUCCGCUUUCAUGUAGAGGAGGAAGGGAAGGGAAAAGAUGCUUCUGGGAACAAGGUUAAAGCUGAGCCAGCCAAAAUUGAUGCUUUCCGAGCCUCACUGUCCAAACUAGGAGAUGUCUAUGUCAAUGAUGCUUUUGGGACUGCACACCGAGCCCACAGCUCCAUGGUGGGUGUGAAUCUGCCACAGAAGGCUGGUGGAUUUUUGAUGAAGAAGGAGCUGAACUACUUUGCCAAGGCUUUGGAGAGUCCAGAGCGACCCUUCCUGGCUAUCUUGGGAGGAGCUAAAGUUGCAGACAAGAUCCAGCUGAUCAAUAAUAUGCUAGACAAAGUCAAUGAGAUGAUCAUUGGUGGUGGAAUGGCCUUUACCUUCCUUAAGNUGCUCAACAACAUGGAGAUUGGCACAUCUNUGUAUGAUGAAGNAGGAGNCAAGAUUGUCAAAGAUCUCAUGUNCAAAGCUNAGAAAAAUGGUGUGAAGAUUACCUUGCCUGUUGACUUUGUCACUGCUGACAAAUUUGAUGAGAAUGCCAAGACUGGCCAAGCUACUGUGGCCUCCGGUAUACCUGCUGGCUGGAUGGGUUUGGACUGUGGUACUGAGAGCAGCAAGAAAUAUGCUGAGGCCGUGGCCCGAGCUAAGCAGAUUGUUUGGAAUGGUCCUGUUGGGAGUGAAGAAGAGCAAAUGCAGACACUCAGGUUCACGGGACCUGCAGAGUGCCAGGCAUCUAGGGCAUAUUACAAAUUCCAGUCACAGUCUAUUAAAUUUAAGUGCAAUGGCAAAUGA